Physella acuta is the source of this 1344-nucleotide messenger RNA. Its product is annotated as MICOS complex subunit MIC19. Gene Ontology annotation, cellular component: MICOS complex. Lineage: Eukaryota; Metazoa; Mollusca; Gastropoda; Physidae. The record is from RefSeq and is a predicted model, not a curated record. Gene Ontology annotation, biological process: inner mitochondrial membrane organization.
ACUUCCGCCGGUCAUAGUAAAAGGCAAACAUUACAAUACACAGCCUAGUUUAUCGACUUUGGUCUUGCUGUUGCGUAUUAAAUGGGUGGCAAUACAAGUACUCGUCGCGUAAUUGUAGAAGAUGCAGGUGGAGAGGAUAUUGUCACGGUUUCGGAAGCUGUUGUUCGACGAUUAAAGGGACAGCCAGACAUUCAAGACUCCACCCCUAAUACAGUGAACAAGUCAGUUUCAGACAGCAAACAGCAAUCAGUCCCAUCUGUGCCGAAGGAAGAGGUCAGUGAUCGAUUGUCUGUGGUGUUCAAGAAAGAUGCUGAUGAUUUCUACACACAGAAGCUCAAAGAUUUACAGAACAGGAAUGCUGCCCUGCAGAAACAAACUAAUGAGGAAUUUGCCAAAGCUGUGAAAGAAGUGGAAGCCAAAUUUUUGAAUGUCACAGCCUGCCCUGUGUGUGAAGAUCUGCAGAUGAAAGUUCUAGAAUGCUACCAGAAUAACCCAAGAGAGAUACUUAACUGCUCCUCUGUUGUGAAUGCGUUUACAUCUUGUGUGGAAAGAGCUAGAAUGUUUGCCUUCAAUCGAGAUGGUCCAGACACAGAAGUAAUGACAUUUUUGGGGGAAGAUCAAAAUUGUCCCAUACAGCAGCAUCAUUAUCAAGAGUUCCAACAGUGAGUGUCCAUUGAAGCAAAUUGGUUGGAAGUUGAAAUUAGAAGCAGUUUACAAACAGAGAGUAGAUUACCAUAUUGUGUAUCACAUGGGUUGAUUUCAAUCUCUUAAAGGCUGACCUGUUCUUUCAUUUUUAUCUAAAUAUUUACCUGAUAACCAAAAAAAAAGUUAAAUAAUGCAGGGCUGUUUUUUUUUUUUAUCAAUUAGAAGCAGUUGUUAUUAUGAAUUAAUUUUGGUUAUGUUACAGUGAUCAUAUUACUGUUUAUUUUUUUUUUUUCUGUUUUUAAAAAAGCAAUUUUUGUUGACACAAAUCAUGUGUAUUAGAUGAUAGAGUAGUAAACUACCAAAUAUUUUCUUAGAGUUGACUCCCUUUGUACUAUUUAUAACCUGGAAACCCUAUGGUUUCAUCCUUUAGUUUUGACCUUUUAUAAGGUGUCUGCACAUUUCAAUGGAAACUUUGACCAGAAAGUGCGUGUGGUCUUGUUGAAUAAAUUGUAUACCUGUAAUAUUUAAUAGUGCACUAGAUUGUCCAUGAGUAUAUAACUAGAGUCAACUAUAUCAUCAUGUUAUUGAUAUUUGCCUUAAGGUAGAUUAGUGUACAUGGAAAAAGUUUGCAAGACUAAAAAUAAUAUUUCUUUGGUCUGUGAUUAUCUGAUUAAUAAACAUUUGUUGUUUUUUAAAUCA